This is a messenger RNA of Herpailurus yagouaroundi (jaguarundi), 2068 nucleotides long. Its product is annotated as calpain-8-like. NCBI's taxonomy places the organism in Eukaryota, Metazoa, Chordata, Mammalia, Carnivora, Felidae. Gene Ontology annotation, biological process: proteolysis. Bases 147 to 1412 code for a protein of 421 amino acids. The record is from RefSeq and is a predicted model, not a curated record. The transcript has 9 exons. Gene Ontology annotation, cellular component: cytoplasm. Gene Ontology annotation, molecular function: calcium-dependent cysteine-type endopeptidase activity.
CAUUCAUUAGCGCUUUUGUGACUCACUUCCCAGGGAGCAGGCCCCUGGAUAAAGGUUCCCGGCAGCCUCACCUCCCCGCGGCAGGUGCCCGAGAGCGCGGCACGGCUCUGCCCCCGGUGCCCCCCCCCCCCGGGGGGCCCCCGGCCAUGUCUGCGCUCGCGGCCAGCGUAUCUCAGCGGCGGCGGGCGGCAGCUCACGGUCUUGGCUCCCAGCACAAAGCCGUCAAGUAUUUAGGCCAGGACUUCGAGACCCUGAGGAGGCAGUGCUUGGACUCGGGGGUCCUGUUCAAGGACCCCGAGUUCCCAGCGUGCCCGUCAGCCUUGGGCUACAAGGACCUUGGACCACACUCCCCCCAGACUCUAGGCGUCGUCUGGAAGCGACCCCCGGAGCUGUGUGCCAACCCUCACUUUAUUGUUGAUGGAGCCAGGCGCGCGGACAUCUGUCAGGGAGACCUGGGUGACUGCUGGCUCCUGGCGGCCCUGGCCUCCCUCACCUUGAACGAAGAGCUGCUUUACCGCGUUGUCCCCAGAGACCAGGAUUUCCAGCAAAACUACGCGGGGAUCUUUCAUUUCCAGUUCUGGUGGUACGGCGAGUGGGUGGACGUGGUCGUGGACGACAGGCUGCCCACCGAGCACGGGGCGCUGCUGUUCCUUCGCUCCGGGACGGGCGGCGAGUUCUGGGGCGCCCUGCUGGAGAAGGCCUACGCCAAGCUCAACGGCUCCUACGAGGCUCUCACUGGAGGGUCUCUGGUGGAGGGGUUGCAGGAUCUCACAGGCGGCAUCUGUGAGUGUUACGACCUGAGGAAGCCUCCGGCCGGCCUGUUUCUGAUCAUCCGGAAGGCCCUCCGCGCGGGGUCUCUGCUGGCCUGCUCCAUUGAUGUCUCCAGUGCAGCUGAGGCAGAAGCAGAGACCACAACCUCCCAGAAGCUGGUGAAGAGCCACGCGUACUCGGUCACUGGCGUCGAAGAGGUGGAUUUCUGGGGCCAUCCCGAGAAGCUGGUCAGACUCCGGAACCCGUGGGGUGAAGUGGAGUGGACGGGGGCGUGGAGCGACAGUGCACCAGAGUGGAAUCACAUCGAUCCCAGGAGGAGGGAGGAGCUGGACAAGAGAGCCGAGGACGGGGAGUUCUGGAUGUCAUUUUCGGAUUUCUCGAGGCAGUUCUCCCGGCUGCAGAUCUGCAGCUUGUCCCCGGACUCCCUGAGCGGUGACCAGCUGCACAAAUGGAACCUGGUCCUGUUCAACGGCCGCUGGACGCGGGGCCCCACCGCCGGGGGCUGCCCGAGCUUCCCAGGUGAGGCAGAGGGCCGAGGGGGCCCAGGCCCUUCUGGUGCGCCCUCCCAGGGCUGGCUCCCGGCACAGGCCCCGCGUCUCCCUGGGCUUGGGGACCCCGGCAGCCCCCCACCCGAGGCCUGAGCCCAGCUAACACCGUCCCUCAGCUUCUGCGUGUUCAGGGUGUCCUCAGGCCCCCCACCGCCCCCGCCCCCCCAAGGGCCUGCUCCUUCUUGUUUAAUGUGCCCUUGGCCCCCGGUGCCAAGGCCCCCUGCCCUUUCCUUGGGCUCCUCCCGGCCCCUGGCGGACAGCCUCCCGACUCCGAGAACCUCUGCUGCUUCAACACGCCGCAUCCCCCAGGGUGCGUGUGCACCUGGGGGGGCAGUGGACACGGAGGCGGAGGGGCCUGAGCCUGGGGGUCCGGACGGCCCCUCCGCCCUCUCCCGGGGCCACCGGAGCCCCACCCCGGUGGGGACAGCCUGGUACAACCAUCCACAUCUGCACGCCCUCGUCCUGCUGCGGGUGGGGGGCCCUCCUGGCUCCCAGGACGGCACCGACACACGGGCGCACUGAGAAACCCACCGCACGUCUCUAAGGAGAAGUGGAGGAAAGCAAAGCCCACUGUCUGCACCCCUCCCUCCCCGGCGCCCCACCCACCCCUGCCUGGUUCCCUGCCCUCCCUGCUCUGAGGCCUACGGCCCCACCGGCUGGUGGAGACCCUCGGCCCCCCAGGCAGAGCUGGGCCAGGGCUGUGUCGUGCUGUGCACGUGGCCCCGUAAUAAAGUCCCACGUGCGUGCAG